Messenger RNA from Nicotiana attenuata, 333 nucleotides. RefSeq lists its product as uncharacterized. The coding region runs from base 1 to 333 and encodes 110 amino acids. NCBI's taxonomy places the organism in Eukaryota, Viridiplantae, Streptophyta, Magnoliopsida, Solanales, Solanaceae. The transcript has a single exon. The record is from RefSeq and is a predicted model, not a curated record.
AUGGAUGCUUUGAGAGAAAUGCCAGGGUAUGCAAAAAUGAUGAAGGACCUGAUGUCGCGAAAAUUUGACUUCCAGGACCUGUCCACUGUAACUCUGACGCAGACCUACGGCUCGGUAGUGACAAGGACUAUGGCUCAAAAGGUGUCUGAUCCAGGUAGUUUCACUAUUCCAUGCACCAUUGGGAGUUAUGCUUUUGCUAAAGUAUUGUGUGACUUGGGGUCCAGUAUAAACUUGAUGCCCUUGGCAAUCUAUACAAAACUGGGCAUUGGUAGAGCUAGACCGAGCUCAAUGCUACUGCAACCAGCUGAUCUCACAGUCAAAAGACCGACAUGA